CUCCUAGCCCGGGACUCAGGCGCGUGCGCACCGUACGCAUAAUCCGGCGGUGGGCGGCACCGCGCACAUACGAGCACCAUGGAGGGCUAUCCUGGGGAGCGGCGCGGUAGCCCGGGCCGCGCCGAGAGGCUGAGUGAGCGGAUGCUGGACGAGUUCGUGGCACUGCACGGUCCCGCGCUGCGCGCCUCGGGCGUCCCGGAGCAGCUGUGGGGCCGCCUCCUGCACAAACUGGAGCACGAGGUUUUCGAUGCCGGGGACAUGUUUGGGAUAAUGCAGGUGGAGGAGGUGGAGGAGGCUGAGGACGAGGCUUCCAGAGAGGCUCAGAGGAAGCAGCCCAACCCUGGGAGUGAGCUGUGCUACAAGGUCAUUGUGACCAGUGAGAAUGGCGUCCGGGCUGAUGACCCCAACAGCAUCUUCCUUAUCGACCAUGCCUGGACAUGCCGUGUGGAGCAUGCACGUAAACAGCUGCAGCAGGUACCCGGACUCUUGCACCGUAUGGCUAACCUGAUGGGCAUCGAGUUCCAUGGUGAGGUGCCCAGCCCAGAAGCUGUGGCCCUGGUGCUGGAGGAGAUGUGGAAGUUCAACCAGACCUAUCAGCUGGCCCACGGGACAGCCGAAGAAAAGGUACCAGUGUGGUACGUCAUGGAUGAGUUUGGCUCGAGGAUCCAGCAUGCAGACAUGCCGAGCUUUGCCACCGCUCCCUUCUUCUACAUGCCCCAGCAGGUGGCCUACACCCUGCUGUGGCCCCUAAGGGACCUGGACACAGGCGAGGAGGUGACCCGGGACUUUGCCUACGGAGAGGCAGACCCUCUGAUCCGGAAAUGCAUGCUGCUGCCCUGGGCCCCUGCCGACAUGCUGGACCUCAGCUCCUCUACGCCUGAGCCUCCUGCCAAGUACUAUCAGGCCAUUUUGGAGGAAAACAAGGAGAAACUGCCGCUCGCUAUUAGCCCAGUGGCACGUCCCCAGGGCCACAUCUUCAGAGUCCACUCGGACAUGCAGCAGGUGCUCUGCCACCUCACCCACCCUCGUUUCACCUUCACCGAAAGCGAGGCUGACGCUGACAUCCUCUACCACUUCUCACACUUCAAGGACUACAGGGCGCUCAGCCAGGAGAGGCCACAGGUGCUACUCAACCAGUUCCCCUGUGAGAACCUGCUGACGGUAAAGGACUGCCUGGCCUCCAUCGCUCGCCGGGCUGGGGGUCCUGAGGGUCCCCCCUGGCUGCCCCGGACCUUCAACCUGCGCACUGAGCUGCCCCAGUUUGUCAGCUAUUUUCAACAACGGGAGAGACGGGGUGAGGACAACCACUGGAUCUGCAAGCCCUGGAACCUGGCCCGCAGCCUGGACACUCACGUCACCAACAACUUGAACAGCAUCAUUCGGCACCGAGAGAGCACCCCCAAGGUUGUGUCCAAGUACAUUGAAAGUCCCGUCCUGUUCCUUCGAGAAGAUGUGGGGAACGUCAAGUUUGACAUCCGCUAUGUUGUGCUGCUGCGCUCGGUGAAGCCACUGAGCUUGUUCGUGUAUGAUGUGUUCUGGCUACGCUUCUCCAAUAGGCCCUUCGAACUCAAUGACCUGGACGACUACAAGAAGCAUUUCACCGUCAUGAACUAUGACCCGGAUGUGGUGCUGAAGCAGGUGCACUAUGAUGAGUUCAUCCCCCAAUUCGAGAAGCAGUACCCAGAGUUUCCUUGGAGUGGUGUCCAGGCUGAGAUAUUCAAGGCCUUCACAGAGCUGUUCCAAGUGGCAUGUGCCAAGCCACCGCCCAUGGGCCUCUGCGACUACCCCUCAUCUCGGGCUGUAUAUGCUGUUGACCUCAUGCUCAAGUGGGAGAGCCGUCCAGAUGGAACGCGGGUGAUGCAGCCCCAGAUCCUGGAGGUGAACUUUAACCCUGACUGUGAGCGAGCCUGCAGAUACCACCCCACAUUCUUCAAUGAUGUCUUCAGCACCCUGUUUUUGGAUGAGACCAAUGACUGUCACGUCACCCGAAUCAUCUAGGUGCACAAAGCCCUCCUGCCUGUGCUCAUAGCUGGUUCCAGCCCCUGCUCGUGGAGCUGCUUCCAAAGCCCCAGCCUUCUCCCUCCUCCCUCUUCCUCCCUCCUCCCUCCCCAGUCAGAGCCUGGGCCUAAGUUAGGCUCUGCCCUCCUGAGCCAUGUUCCUGCUUCAUAUGUAGGGCAUCAGGUCCGCACCAUGUGGCAGAGCUGGAGAGUAAGUGGUAUCCCCGGGGCUGGAUACUGCCCCAGAUGCUCUGCACACCUCCUAACACCCUCUGUCCUAUGAUGAGUCUCCAGCGCAGCCAAGGGCUUUUACUCCUGGCAUCCAGAGAGUUUGUACAGAGGAAGAGGUGUUCCACAGAAACGGGGUUCCCCAGGGAAGUGUUUGGGAACCCUAUAUCCAGCAGGACCAGGGAGUUCUCUCCCAGAGUCUCUGUCCUCCUUUCCCUUGACUGAUGUAAGCAGGGUAUCAGCACCCUGUGCUGUACCACAGGCCCCAGAACAGCCAGGGAAAAACAUUUGCCAACCCAGCCUUAUGCCUAGGCAUCCUCCACCAGAGCCUUCACCAGCAAACUUCCCAGCCUUGCCUGCCCUUGACGUUUCCCUUCUGGGAAGCUGGACUGUUAGUCCCAUGGUCUCUGCUCUGCAUGCUGGCAUCUCACUGAGUUCCACUGUCCUCUUGAGGUGGUCAGGGGCCUCUGGUGUUGUGAGGUUCCCUGGCAGAGUCCAGGCAGAGGGGACAAUGGAAAUGCCAAGGCCGCUAAAAUGGCUCUGGGGAGAACUUCAUGUGGAAGUCAGGCUGCCUCUUGCCUAGGCCUAGAGUCAAAAUGUUGACAGAGAGACAGAGAGAGAAUGUGUGUGUGUGUGUGUGUGUGUGUGUGUGUGUGUGUGUGUGUGUGUGUGUGUGUGUGUGUGUGUGUGUGUGUUUUAACCUGCAGAAAGAAAAUGUAAAAUGCUGGAAUUUGAAGUCAGUAGCCAUUGUUUCUGUAACUGCUGGGGUCCAGUCCAUCAAUAAGUGCGUCUGGUUAGAGUGGGUGAGAGCUGCUUCUAGGGUGAUCUGCUGCUCAGGAGGGUGGAGCACUGUGGUGGCUGUUGUACUUUUGAAGGUAAACAGUGACACUCUUAGCAUAACUGGACAUGGUUCUUCCUGCCCAUCUCUGGGCGUGUGGGUCACCUACUACUGAGCCUGACUGUCCAUGUUGGGUCCAGCCACUGCCAGGGGUGGGACACACACUUAUGGUUUUUGUCUCUGGAGAGCUUCUAUCCUCCCUGCCCUUUUAUACUGCAAUAAAAUAUGCCUCCUUCUCA
This is a messenger RNA of Mesocricetus auratus (golden hamster), 3302 nucleotides long. It is a transcript of the gene Ttll12, whose product is annotated as tubulin tyrosine ligase like 12. Lineage: Eukaryota; Metazoa; Chordata; Mammalia; Rodentia; Cricetidae. Bases 79 to 1998 code for a protein of 639 amino acids. Gene Ontology annotation, biological process: protein modification process. The record is from RefSeq and is a predicted model, not a curated record. The transcript is spliced from 14 exons.